Orbilia oligospora ATCC 24927 is the source of this 1014-nucleotide messenger RNA. RefSeq lists its product as uncharacterized. The transcript is spliced from 3 exons. The record is from RefSeq and is a predicted model, not a curated record. NCBI's taxonomy places the organism in Eukaryota, Fungi, Ascomycota, Orbiliomycetes, Orbiliales, Orbiliaceae. The coding region runs from base 1 to 1014 and encodes 337 amino acids. Gene Ontology annotation, cellular component: membrane.
AUGCACUGGACACUUUCCACCGCUUUGACGGCUUUAUUGGCCUACCGGGCCCACAGCCGUAAAUCGCUGACCUUCAGUGGGAUCCUUGCCGCCGUCGUUACGGCUUUGGUUCAUGCCGUUCAUCCGUUCUCCACGCUGAAUAUCUGCUUAUUGUUCGGAUUCUAUCUUACCGGAACUUCGGCGACGAAGCAUAAACAUGCAAUAAAGCAAUCUCUAACCAUCUCCGCAACUGGGUCUCAUACCGUCACGACAAGAACACAUACCCAAGUGUUUUCGAACUCUAUCUGUGCGAGCGUGUUAAUUUUAAUUCAUUAUUAUCUUGUAAAAGAUGAUUUGAAUUCUGGUAAAGAUAUUACAUUUUCUUUGUUGUCUGGUGGGAAAAACGGAUGGAGGGAUGCUUUGGUAGUGGGGAUUAUGACACAAUACGCCGCGGUUCUAUCAGAUACUCUUUCAUCUGAACUGGGAAUUCUAUCCCGCUCACCUCCAAGGUUGAUCUACAACCCGCUGAAGGUAGUUCCACCGGGCACCAACGGAGGCGUAACUCUCGCCGGUUUCAUAGCCGGAACCGCAGGAAGUAUAAUAAUCGCCAUCAUCUCCGUUCUUUCCGUCCCAUUCAGUCCAGAAAAUUCAAAUCUACAAUUUAAAGCCACUUUAGGAGGCGUAAUUGUUGCAGCUGGAAUCAGUGGAACUAUCAUCGAUUCUUUACUCGGUGCUACACUACAAGCAAGUGUGAUCGAUGUAAAAGCUGGAAAAAUUGUGGAGAGUGAAGGCGGUGAGAAGGUUUUAGUGACAAGUACCAAGUAUCCAUCGAUUGAAGGUCAAAUGAGGAAAAGGGUUGGUGUCGCAAGUGAAGGACAGGAUGUAACGGCUAAAACCAAGGCUGUUGGAGGUGGGGAGGGGAGUAGGAAGAUAUUCAAUGGGUUCGAUUUGCUGAGUAAUAAUGGAGUUAAUGUGGUUAUGGCCGGGAUUGCGGCUGCAGGUGGUGUGCUGUGGGGUUAUUGGUUUGUGCAGUAG